GUGUUAUUCGUCUACCUUCCGCGUGUCGGGGGACAUGCCCGACCUAACCCUGGGGCCCUCUGGGCCUCGUGAUGGGGUGCUCUGGAGUCCGCGGGGGCCUCCUCCUCCUCCUCCUCCUCCUCCUCCUCCACCUCCUCCUCCUCCUCCUCCGCCUCCUCCUCCCCCUCCUCCUCCUCCUCCUCCUCCUCCUCCUCCUCCUUGUCCUCCUCCUCCUCUCAGGAAUCAUUUGGGGGCACCUCCAUCUUGGGCUGGGGGCCCUUCCAUCGACACCGAACUUCUCGGCGUGGCGCGGCCUGUUCAUGCACGUGCAGAGCCGGGACUUCGGGGACUGCCUCGAGAUCUCCUUCCGGGGGGCCGUGUGGCUGGUGAUGUUCGGGGCCCCGAUCAUCUGGGGCCUGAACAAGGAUCCCGCGUCGCUCUUCUACGAGGGCAGCUUCGGGGGGAAGAUGUUCGAAAAGGGGGCGAUCGUCAGCUUCGUUUACACGCUUGCCCCGACCCUUGGUCAGACGAUCAGCAAUGCUGUGCAUGGCAUCGCUGGAACCUUGACGGCUGCGGCGUUCAGUCUUCUCAUGUAUCUGGUGUAUCAGGACGGAUGCAGCGGCGCAGGGAUGUUUGAGCUUUGCUAUUUCUUUGGUGGGCUGGUAGGGGCAGCCUCCAUAGUCUGUUGCCAGCUGCUCAACCUGGGAAUGAGCUUCCAGAUUUUCUACAUUGCCAAUUUUGUGUGGUUCUGGAUGGCUUUCCUGAACCCCGACUCCCCGCUGCGGACUGCCCCAGACUCCCCUAAGGAGUGGUUUAUGGGUCUCGAAUUUGUCGACUGGGGCGGGGGUGUCUACGAUGGUGUAAUUACUAUGGUCAGUGGGGCUUGCCUGGCCGUCAUUGUCACCCUUCUGCCCUACCCCAUGAGCUCCAUGGAGCUUGCACGCGAUGGUGCCUUCGCCGCAGUCAGUAUGCUAGAACAGACGUGGGAAAAGUCUGUAAAUUUCUACCUCGCGAACGACAAGGAUGAGAGGCGCCAGGCGAGGAUGGUCUGCUCCAUGAAUGCGAUCAAGGAUCACGUCAGCAUCCUCAAGCAGGACCUGGACGGCUCCUGGUGGGAAGUUUGCUUCCUCGGCUUCUUCGCGCGCUCGUGGAGGUCACAUCACCGCUUCCUGGUCGAGCUCGAGACAACCACCAGCCGCUGCAUCGAGCGCCUCACGCACGUGGUCGAUGCGUGCACGCGAGAGCAGUUCGAGGGCAUCCACGGUGAGAUGGUGAGGCCCGAGAUGUGUGGGGAUGCCAUGCGGGCGCUGGCCAAAUCGACCAGCGACCUCCUCAGGCUCGCGCUGGAGCACGCGGACGGGGGCCACAUCCGCGCAGGAGACAGGGAGGAGCUGCUACGCGAGGCUGACGGGGUGAGGACGGCAGAGGUUCACUUGACCAGGCGGAUGUGGCAAUCAAUUGUCGACAUCAACGAGAAGGAGGUGAGGAAGGCCGCCACGGAAGAGGUGGAGGGAGGGAGGGGGCGGAGGAGGUGGUCGAGGGAGGAGGUAGUUGAAACCGUGGCCCACCAGCUAACCGACGAGCAGGUCUUCAUAUUCAGCUUGUGCGACUUUGCCAGUAGCGUGCAGGCCUACUCCAGGUGGCUCGCCGAGCAGACCGACGCUCCACCCCGGGAGGCCGUCGACUUGGCUGCUGGUCUCCGGAACGUCUUCAAGAGUGACGCCAUCAUGGCACCUGCCAACCUCAACUGCGCGCUCCGUGGGUGCCUUGCGAUCUUCAUCGGCUUCGCCAUCGGGUACGUCGGCUACUCCGCCAUGAUUCCGGCAAAGGAUGCCACGAUCCCGGGCACGAUCGCCGUGCUCCUCUCGCGGUCGCUCACGUCUCCAAUCGGCAAGAGCCUGGCUCGGCUGCAGGGUGUAGUGCUUGGAAAGUUCUCUGGCCAGCUGGCGUACGCACUGCUGGGCUGGUGCCACGCCUGGGCCCAGAUAUCGCUCUCAGCCGUCGUGUUCUCGUACGUUUGGCUCACGCUGUUCAUCUACCACUACACCUCUCCUUUCAGCUACCUCGGAUGCCUGGCCGCUGCCCUUGGCACGCAAGCCUUCCUGAGAGGGUGCAGCAACGUGGGUGUGGUGCGUCCGGACGCGGGCAUAAUCGUCAACAUUCUGAUCGCCAUCGGGCUCAUGACGGUCGUCGACCUCGUUCUCAAGCUGGGCCGCCCCUCAGAACUGGCCUUCGGGGCCUACCUCGAAGCCUGGGCCGCCUGGGGCCAUGUGCUGGAGGAGCUGCUCAUCGGCGAGGACACUCGCGUGGACCCCGUGCAGAUCACCGCCCUUCUCGGCAAGGCGGAGGCGUUCGCGGGCGAGGCCGCGGCCGAGCCGAGGCUCUGGAGGGGCCCCUUCCCGAGCGCCCUCUUCUCGGAGAUGGUUGCGCUCGCGAGGACGAUGAGCAAGGAGGUGAUUUGCAUCCACACCGUCGUCUGCGAGAAGAAGCAAAACCACGACGGCAGUUUCGCAACGAAGGAGUGGUUCAAGCGCCUGCUCGCAGACAGGGACUCCGGAUGGUCAGCACAAAUUGCGGAAAUCCUCAAGGAGGCAGAUGCCACCCGCGACAUGGUCGAGAAGGUUGAGGAGCUGAAUGGCAAGAAGGUGCCAACAUCGAUCCCAAAACUAAGACGGCUUCACAACAUCGAGUGGGAGUUGGGCAGCCUCAGGCUAUACCAAUCUGGCUUGGCCACUACCAGGGUCAAGGAGAUGGCUUCAGAGACGUCGAGCCUGGUUGAAGAUGAGUUUGCGCAGACGAAUUUCAUCUACGGGUGUUUGCAAAACAUCAAGGCUGUCAACCGCAGUAUGCAGCUACAGAUGGUCAAGAACGGGGUGUGAUGUGGAGAUGUUCAAUAACGGGAUGGAGGAAGACCUCAACUUGCAUCUGGUAAUUUAGCGGAGGUGAGCGGGUAUAAUUGAAACAUGCACUGUAAAAGUGAUCCUGGUGAAGGUUCGUUUGGGAUAUUUGCUUCACUUCUUGAGGAUCGAUUGGCGGAGUGCGGGGGAGGAGGCGGGGGGCAGUUCGUGUUUCGGGGGUGGGUAGACGCAGUACCGUUGUCUAGGCCAAUGUCCAGGGCAGUCCUGGUCCACGAAGCUGGCGCCACGAACAAGGAGCUGCGUGUUGAGCACGAUGGAGCACUCGCGUGCAGGUGUACAGAAGCCCCGCCGCCUUCUGAGAAGGCCUGCCCCCUCUCCCACUUCCCCCAGGCGCGCCGCCGAUACAGGUCCUCGGUCCACUCUUUCUUGGCAGGCCCCACUUCGGGGAACAAUUGUUUCUGCCCUGGCUUGUUCCCCUGCCGCUUGCACUUCGCUUUCAGCACCGCCUGAUCCCGGGGCUUUGCCCCCUCUUGGCCUUGACGUGAGGCCCCGACUUAUUUUUUCCUUCCUCUGCUAAUUAAAGCUGUGCGCGUCCCGCUUAGCUUUCAACGUAAGAGGUUCGCUCUCGCCCUGCAGAUCAAACAUUGUUCCCCUGCCGCUGGCACAUUCGUAGCCGCUGCAAGCCACGGCGCGUGCCCGCAGACGUGGCCCGCGUCGUGGCGCAGGGAGGCACGCGGGGCCGCCGUGCCCGCCGCGGGGCGGCUGCCCUCAGAGACUGUACGCUGCGCCUCUCCUCCUCCUCCUCCUCCUCCUCCUCCUCCUCCUCCUCCUCCUCCUCCUCCUCCUGGGGUGCUCCCAGAGCUCGACGGUCCCGCCUUUGCCAGUGGAGCUGCCGUUCACCUUGUCCAUCCAUCUUGGCAAUCCCCAGGUCAUCCCCAGGGAGCGAAGGUCAGCGCGCUUCGCGCAUCGCGGCUCGGCGGGUUGAGCAGGCGCCCCUCCUCAGGACGGCGGCGCGAGGGCGCCGAGUCAUGCGCGCGUCGCGCAUCGCGGGGCGCCCUGCGCGAAGUUAGGCGACCUAGAAUCCAGAUCGUUGGUGCUUCCGUGGGGUUGCCCAGACACCGAUUCGGAGUUGGCCGGACACCAACCU
Messenger RNA from Prorocentrum cordatum, 3984 nucleotides. Lineage: Eukaryota; Dinophyceae; Prorocentrales; Prorocentraceae. The record is from the annotation of a GenBank genome assembly.